Molecule: messenger RNA, 1008 nt
Organism: Plasmodium coatneyi
Lineage: Eukaryota; Apicomplexa; Aconoidasida; Haemosporida; Plasmodiidae
Exons: 1
Coding region: 1-1008 (335 amino acids)
Source: RefSeq, a predicted model, not a curated record
AUGGGGAAAUUUUCCGACUUUGCCAUUUUUUACUUUGUCUUCCUUUUAAAUUUCUGCCUCUACAAAAAGGGCGUCCCAGGUUACGUUGUUGCCAAUGCGGGGAAGCCUAGUUUUAGGAGUGGCGCCUCGAAUAAUGAUGACAGUGAACAGAGCCAAAAGACGUUAAGCGGACACAACGGAACUCAUCAGAACGUCCACACACCCCCUGGGCACGAUGGCGGGGCAGUGCUGGGCUCGACGGGGGUACCCACUUUGGGAAAUUCACUCAUACAGGGGGACACGGAAGAAGGGUCUGAUACCGCAGAAGGAGAUACUAAUAGUACGGGUGAUGGUACAAGUGAUGCAGCCAGUUCGGACAGUGCCCGCCCGUUCAGCGUAACGCUGGCGCGGUUAUUUUUAAACACUGUAGUUAAGCCAGCCCUUAACAUAGUCAUAGGUGGGGAGAAACCUCUGUUUCCACCGGGACCGGCAAAUACAGCAACGCCACAGCAGGAGCAACAACAGGAACAAGUGAUAGAUUCUCAGAACCCCGCGGAAAACCCUCCUACAGAAGAAGUACCCAGCCCUCCUAUUAACAAUGGAAAACUCACGCUAGAACUUGACAAGGAAGCGGAAACCUCGGUGAAUGAUGUGGAAGAAGAAGUUCUGGACGAAAUUUACGAUGAUGGUGAUGAUAAUAAUGUGGAUGAGGAAAAUGACGAGGGCACACAGAACGACCCCAACGAUGGUGUAGAUAACAAUGACGACGAUGAGGAUGAAGAAAUUGUAUAUCGAUAUGACAAUGACGGAGAGGCAGAUGAAAUCACGGAGGAACAGGGAUUGAAUUCCUUACUAAAUGAUGAAACUAUACACAUGAUCCAUUUACAAGAAUACACAGACAUUGAUGAGAAGAAAGAAAAAGUGGAAGAGUUAGUUCAGUACAUGACAAAUUCGCUGCAGGAAAAUGAAGAACUUGCGGAUACGCUUAACGGUUUUUCAUCCGAUAUGACUAGGUAUUUGCAAAUGUGA